Nyctereutes procyonoides (raccoon dog) is the source of this 836-nucleotide messenger RNA. RefSeq lists its product as uncharacterized. The transcript has a single exon. The coding region runs from base 222 to 824 and encodes 200 amino acids. NCBI's taxonomy places the organism in Eukaryota, Metazoa, Chordata, Mammalia, Carnivora, Canidae. The record is from RefSeq and is a predicted model, not a curated record.
UUGGCUUAGGCGGACGCGCUGGCGGGCCGGCGACUGGGGGUCUUGAGGAGACGUCCCUUGCCCCUGCCUGGAGGACUGAGGUCCUCACCUGUAGGAGGACGGGGGUCCUCGUCUGUAAGGAGGACGGGGGUCCUCAUCUGUAAGGAGGUCUGACAGUCGGCCCUUUGGGUUGCUUUCUGUUUUGUCUCUGCGGCCGCACUGGAACGUUUGUCUGUGUUACUAUGUCCUUGUUAACUUUUUUUGCAUUUGUCUGUGUUGUUGUGUCCUUGUUAAUUGCCUUUACUGUCUGUGUCUUGGUGUGGAUUGGGGACAUAAUGGGGGAGACAGAAACCACUCCCCUAUAUCUUAUGUUCUCCCACUUCUCGGAUGUUAGGGAAAGAGCUCGUAUUCUGAGCAUAGACAUACGGAGAGAGAGAUUCCAAAUUUAUUGCAUAUCAGAAUGGCCAACCUUUGACGUGGGAUGGCCCCAAGAAGGAACUUUGCACCUACCUAUUAUCUUACAGGUUAAGGCCGUGAUCUUCAGGGACAAACCGGAUGGCCACUCUGACCAGGUGCCCUACAUCCUGAUCUGGCAGGACAUGAUCGAGAAUCCCCCUCCUUGGCUAAAACCAUUUUUACCCCCCAAAGCAGGACCCACCGAGAUUCUAGCCCUGCGGAAAGCCGAGAAGGAGACCGACUACGCCCCAAGUGCCCCUUUAUCUGGUCUUCCAGGAUUCCUUCCCGGAGGACCUGAUUCUCCCGCCGCCCUACCGGGCACCCCCUCCCCCUUCCGCCCCUCCAUUGGAGACACCGGGCGCUGCAGAAGGGGCGCCACCCCUCCUUGACGAGGGAGUCCC